Messenger RNA from Frankliniella occidentalis (western flower thrips), 3270 nucleotides. Its product is annotated as 5-hydroxytryptamine receptor-like. The record is from RefSeq and is a predicted model, not a curated record. Lineage: Eukaryota; Metazoa; Arthropoda; Insecta; Thysanoptera; Thripidae. The transcript has 3 exons. Gene Ontology annotation, cellular component: membrane. Bases 96 to 1142 code for a protein of 348 amino acids. Gene Ontology annotation, molecular function: G protein-coupled receptor activity. Gene Ontology annotation, biological process: adenylate cyclase-activating adrenergic receptor signaling pathway.
UAACGGUUCGCCGUCUCUUGCUCUUCUGCCGCAGGUACUGGGCCGUGACGCAGGUGGACUACAUCCACACGCGCAACUCGCAGCGCAUCGGCAUCAUGAUCGUGCUGGUGUGGGGCGUGGCGCUCGUCGUGUCGCUCGCGCCGCAGUUCGGCUGGAAGGACCCCGAGUACCUGCACCGCAUCAACGUGCAGCAGCGCUGCCUGCCCUCGCAGGACAUCGGCUACCAGAUCUUUGCCACCUGCUCCACGUUCUACGUGCCGCUGCUCGUCAUCCUGGGCCUCUACUGGAAGAUAUUCCAGACGGCGCGCAAGCGCAUCCACAAGCGGCAGGCCUUAAAAAACUACGUCGCCCAAGACAACAACAAGGCCAAGUCGGCCGGCGUCCGCCUGCUCAGCAAGAAGCGCUUCCUGCGCAUUCGGCGCUGCGGCUCCGACUCGGGCGCCGCGUCGGGCGACACUCUCGUGUCGGCACUGGUCAUGGUCGAAGGCCACUCUACCACCACCGUCCUGGACGAGAGCACCGACGACACCAACAAGGGUGACCGCAAAAAGUCGGAGGCGAGCGACGGUUCGCCGACUGGCAAAGAGGCAACCACAGCCUUCACGAUCAGCGGGGGCGGUAGCGGGGGCGGCACGGACACGACCACGUACCUGAGCCCGGCCAACGCCGUCAACCCCCAGCAGCCGAACAGCCUGGACAAGAACUCGGCCAACAACGGCUCGGUGGGCGGUCACCGCGACGGCGGCAGCCGGGCGCCCAGCCCGGAGCCCGGCGGCAAGGUGAACCCCGCCACGGCUGCAGCCGCCAAGAAGGAGAAGAAGGAGACCCUCGAGGCCAAGAGGGAGCGCAAGGCGGCCAAGACGCUGGCCAUCAUUACGGGUGCAUUUGUCGUCUGCUGGCUACCCUUCUUCAUCAUGGCGCUGGUCAUGCCGUUGUGCGAGUCCUGCGUCAUCAACGAUCAUGUGUCGAGCCUGUUCCUUUGGCUCGGCUACUUCAACUCGACGCUCAACCCGGUCAUCUACACCGUGUUCAGCCCCGAGUUCCGUCAGGCCUUUAAGCGCAUCCUGUACGGCGGCCGCCACCCCCGCAACGGCCGCGGCCAGGGCAGGGCGCGGGACUUCCGGACGGGCCGGCCCAGGUAGGGCCGGUGUUGUCACAGACCGCGCUGCUGCCUGUGCUGCUGCUGCAGCGGCUGUCUGUGACCCAGUCGGACCGCCGCCAGCCCCCUGCUGCAGGCUGCGGGGGCGGCGGGGGCGUGGUUGCUGCCCCCGCCGCGCCCCCGCCACGGCCGCAGCGCCGUGCCGCCCUCACCCACGCCGGCCAGCGGGGCCGGCGGCGGUCCCCCACCCACUCUGCCGACGCCCCGCGCGCCCCGCCUGGCAGGCCGCCUCCCCCCGGCUAGCCCCGGCCCAGCGCAACCCCGCCGCGCCGGAACGCACCUGUGCCUGCGCGGGGACAGCGCCCUGUCUGGCGGCUCAGCAGUGUGACAAGGAUUUCGGCCCCCGUGCGUUCUUUUCGCCGGAGGCGUGCUUUUAAUUUGCAAUAAAGUUACCUACAUUUUCCUAGAUGGAUAUCCACGUUUAUCGGAAUUGUUGUCGUUAUGUUCUAAUUUUGUGAUGUAAAAAUUUAUUUUUGAAGAGAAUAUAUGGUUGUUUUAAAUAAAUAUAUCAGGUGGACUUUUUUGGUGUGAAUGGUUUGAGAAGGUAAAGUGUGUUUGGUGCUUUAUAUUAUUAUGUUGGCUCUAAAUAUUAUUUUUAUGCCAUACGCAUACAGGGUAAGUAUGGACGUCCUACGCUUCCUUAACUGAAUAUAGCUCUAAGUCGUUUGUAAGAAAGCCAUGCAGAAAACAGACGAUGCAUGAGACAUUUAAAUAACAGCCUAUAUUUGAUAAUUGCUAAACCGUUUCUAUCCAUGACAAUAAAUAGAUGGUAUUUAUAAAAGUACGGCCUGCGAACACAAUAUCGGCUUCCAUUGAGUACUUAUAUUUGAAAUAGUCGUUUCAGUACACUCUGUACUCUCUCUAGUUCUCCAUCUUGAUGUCACUGCUUUCAAAUCCAUUACCUUGUGGUUUCUUAAGUUGUUCUACUGAAUGAUAAUUGAUACAGUAGCUAAUGUCUGUUUAUGGUCUGUUUUCUGUAACUUUGAGUAAGACCUGUAGCUGUAAAUAGUCCCUUGGUUGAUUUUAAAAUGAUUUUGUACAAAGGUUUUCCUAUGGAUUGUUAACCUGUCAUGCAAAUAAUGCAUUUCAAGCUAACAGUGUAUCCAUACCACACUACUGUGUCUUUCCAAACAAACUAAAUUACAGGUAGACUAUUCAAAAUCUGUAAUUACUAGGCUAAACUAAAAGUGAUUGUAGAAUAAACAUACAUUUGUAGCAAAGUGUGUACAAAAAUGAUGUUAAUAGAAAAUCCUCGUUAUUAAUUACGUACUAAGGAAUUAUAGGGACAGAAAAUGCAUUAUCUGUAUGUGCAUAUCUGGUCAAUGAUCGUUUUUAUUUACUGUACAGAAUGUAGGUAAAAUGCUUGUAUAUAAAAAUAUUGAUAAUUUAAACAAUAUGAUGUGAGGGAACACAAGCAUCUACAAAGAAAAAGAAUGUUCCACGACUGUGUAAGCUUCAGUUAUUUUGAAAAUUGUGAUGUGGAAUAUGAUUUCCACUGUCAAAUCAAGUAUCUUUCCUUAUUCUGAUUUGUGAAGUGAGUAUGAAUAUAUAUACUCCAUAAGGCUAUCGUUUCUACCCACUUGUUCAUAUCUCUAAAACAUUCAGUGAGAACCGCAUUAAAAGUCGAUGUCUUCUUAACCAACGCGAUGCACCAUGUUUAAUUGGCUUUUAAACGUUAAUUGAUUUGUCUGGAUGAGCUAUUUAUAUUCACAAAAAUUUAAUACGGUAUGGUUAAAAAAGAACCAGACUUAUCGAAGACUGGUGGUUGCAAAUAGUGGUUGUCAUAGAUAUCGCAUUGAAAAGGAAUGUGGAAUGACUGAUAUAACAAUGUUGUAGAUUCUAGCACAGGCUUUUGCAGGACUAACACUACUUAAACGUUAUCAGUCCGUAAGUUUAAAACUACUUAAUGAAAGUAAAAUCACCAUUUACUAAGAUUGUUAUUUAUAGCAAUUAAAUGACCACCAUGCAAUAAACGCUCAAUGAAACCCGAAUGUGCUACUAAAAAAAACCUGUAUACAGCUUUGCUUUAUUUUUUACUGUUAUUAUUGAUACAGCUGUAAAAUGCGACUUUAACCAAACUGAAAAAGAUUAAUAAACAAGUUGGAACCUAA